Messenger RNA from Thrips palmi, 6422 nucleotides. RefSeq names its product protein CREBRF homolog (gene REPTOR). The record is from RefSeq and is a predicted model, not a curated record. The transcript has 8 exons. Gene Ontology annotation, cellular component: nucleus. Lineage: Eukaryota; Metazoa; Arthropoda; Insecta; Thysanoptera; Thripidae. Gene Ontology annotation, biological process: response to unfolded protein; regulation of transcription by RNA polymerase II. The coding region runs from base 349 to 2154 and encodes 601 amino acids. Gene Ontology annotation, molecular function: RNA polymerase II transcription regulatory region sequence-specific DNA binding; DNA-binding transcription factor activity, RNA polymerase II-specific.
AGACACGCUGGGGAGAGGGGUGGGGGAAGAGUGUGUCUGCUUGUUUACACUGCACUUGGGUGAUUGUGCAACCAAAACAAAGACGAUGAGCAAGGCUGGCGUGUGCUAGAGAACGCUAAGCCGUGUGACAUGGCAAGCAAAGUAUUGGUGGAGGCGCCAACUUGGAUUUAAGGGAUGUUUAAGUAUCAGGAAGGCUCGCUUGGCUCGGAAAAGUUGUUGUUAUCUUUCAAGGUUAUGAUAUCACCAAGGACAUUGGUUGCUGGGUAGACACGGCAAGCUCCGUUGUCUUCUGUGCCUUGCUCACCUCUCCUGUGCACCCGAACUGGGGUGCGUUGAAAGGCCGCCACUAUGGCAGAUCCCUUGUAUUCUGGGGAUCUGUUCUUCGACAGUCCUCUAAUAAAACAAGAGCCUAUGACGGAUUCAGUAUGUGUGACAUCAGCCAGUGUACCAAUUCCCUCUCGUCGGGGCCUUGGCCUCCCUGACUACUUUGAGGACUCAUCUUAUCAGGCUCCAGAAUCAACAUCACUGCAAGAUUCAUCCAGCUACUGGGAUGCCAGCCACAUGGAUGAUGAUGACGACAUUUUUAAAGUUGUUGACAAGGCUGAUCUCAUUCAGGGACCUACCCUUGCUGAACUCAAUGCCAAUGAUGAAACAUUUCUCAGUGAUUUGAACUUUGAUGAUCUUCUCCUCCCUGAAGAGAGUUCCAAUUCCUUUGGUACUGGGUUAUUGAAUACUUCCAAAUCCAAUCUUUUGUCGCUAAAUCCUGCAGUGCAGGUUCAAGUUAGCGCUCACAGCUCGUUGUCUACUGUAUCACCUGCAGGAUCUGGACUCCUCCCAUCCUCCUUUCCCCCUGGAGGUAGUGUUUAUUAUCGAGAUGCAUUCAGUGUGUCUUCAAGUGUUCCUUCAAGUCCCAUGGACCCUUUUCUGUGUGGGGGUAGCAGUGGCAAUCCAUCAGGACUCUAUCAGGCAGCUCUAUCUCCAGCAAGUCACCACAGUUCAAAUUCAUCAUUGCUGCACCAUUCAGUAGGAUCAAGGUCGCCAGUGACACCGCCACCGCAGGCAGUGAGCCCCUUGCAGCAUAAGCAGAGUACACUCCAUGACCUGCUACUCCGCAAGGAAGCACUGUCUGCCUCUCCCGAUCGGCGCCUUUUAGGCCAGUCAGUUCCUGGCCCAAACUCUCCAUUGACCAAUCAAGCACCCACAGGAAUGUCCAUUUUAUCUUCAAGACGUUCGGGGGGUGGCAUGCUUGCUGGUUCAGGACCAGGUUCUGUUUCGCGCCUUUCAUCAUCUGCCCCCACUCAUCUUGGUCUAGACCACAUUUGGCAGCGCCGAGAACCGAGGCAGCAUUUGCUGUCAACAGGAUCUUUAGCAGAAGCAGGUUCUACAUCCUCUCUCUCUACUGGUGGAAUUCUUAGUCCUUCAUGUGACUUCUCUGACUCUGAAGAUAGUGACCAUUAUGAAGACGUAUCCUCUGAUGGAGAAUCAAGUGAUGUAGAUGGCUGUGGGCAACCAAGUCGAAGCAGUAUACACAAAAGAGAGCGGUUCUUUUGGCAGUACAAUGUGCAGGCUAAAGGGCCAAAAGGUCAACGAUUAAUAGUCAAAACACAGCAAGAAGAUCCUUACCACUUGAAUCGUGUGACUGAUCCUGUGUUCAGUCCUCAAUGCUCAAUGCAAGGCAUCAAACAUAGUGGAAAAGCACGAAAAGGUGAUGGUAAUGAUCUUACUCCAAAUCCCCGGAAAUUACAUACAAUUGGGCGAGAAUUAGAUAAACUAGGAAGAAUAAUUAAUGACAUGACUCCUGUAUCAGAGUUGCCAUUCAAUGUGCGCCCUAAAACAAGGAAGGAGAAGAACAAGCUUGCAUCAAGAGCCUGUCGACUGAAGAAAAAGGCUCAGCAUGAGGCAAACAAAAUAAAGUUGUAUGGUUUGGAGCAUGAGCAUAAACGCCUAUUUGGCGCCAUUCAACAUGUUCGUCAAGCUCUUGUUCGUAAAUUCAACUGUGACAGUGCGGAGAGUAUUGAUCUGUCAGCACAAAUUGAGGAAAUUAUCAGGCAUGCAACACGUAUCAAGAUAGCAGGGGAAACAACUGAUUUUGUGAACACUGUUCUUGAAAAAUUUAAGAAUGGUGUGCCUGAAGGGGGUCUAAAGGAUGUAUGAGUCUUACUCUGGUAGAGUAUGGGAUUAUACAUUCAGUGAUGGAUAAGAAGUGUAACAUCGAAGCCUGCGCAAGAGUUCUACAUACACUUCAUUUCCCUGGGUUUCUUCACUAUAUAUUAUUCAAGUCAGAUCUUGUGUUGAAGAUAUUAGACAUUGGAUUUGAAGUCUUUUAGUACUACAGAUUGAUUAUUAAACUACUGUGGCUGUGAGUUUUAAGACAAGUAAGGUAAGAAAAAGGCUGGAUCAUAUGAAAUAUGGUGAAACAAUUAUUUAUUAGCAGUGUUUUCAUCUGUUUUUCUGUACUGUCCUUCCUUAAAAUGUUAUAAGGUUCUUUCUUGCUUCUUUACUGCCCCAACAAACCAAACCACUUGAUAAUGGAAAAAAAGUGAUGGGAAAACAUUUGUUUAGUUCUCUGUCCUCACACUUUUAUGUGUCCUUGUUUCUUCCAUUGGUCAAGUACUUCUAACAUCAUUAUUUCGUACAUGUGAUCCAGCCCUCUGAAAGGCUAGCCAGUGCUUUACUGAUGGGGUCUCUUAAUUUCUUAUUAUAACUAUUAUCCUUGUCCAGUGAGUGGGAUUAAGCUAGUGAUUGUCAUUAAGUAGUGAAAUUUAAGUAGAUACUUUGUUUUCUCAUUUAAGUAGAAAAGCAGUGAUAUUAAGAUUACUAAUGUGGCAUUUGUGCAGCUUCAACACACGCACUGUGGACAUGUCAACAGGCACAUCUGUACAAAAUAAAACCAAACAAAAAAAAACAAAAAAACUCUUAGUUGGUUUGUGUAAUGCCAAGUUUGUUUUCGAUGUUUUGAUGAGUUUCCUACUCACAUUGGCCUGUGAUUCAUUCAACUUCCACAGUAUCCUUGACAGGGAUGUGCAUAUUGUGGGACUAGCAUGCAUUUAUAAUGUAAGAUUCAAUUCUUAUGUGGAAUGCUUAGCGAAAUUGUUAGCACAUAUUGUCAACUUAAUCUUUUACUACAUAUGUACAAUGAAAUCAAUUCUUACUUCAAUUUACUUUCUAUUGAUUAAUCAUUUGCGUCACAGGAAUUCUGUCUCUGAAAAUGGGACAAACAUAGUACAAUAGUAAAUCAGACAGGAGCAAGACAGAAAAUUUGUCAAAUUUAUGGCGUGUUGGUCUGUGUGAUCAUUAUGGCUCUUUGAAAUAACUCAGAUCAAGUGACAUUUCUUAUGAUUUGGACUAUGGAAGUGCUAUCUAGUUUUCUCAUAUGUGUGUCGGUAUUUGGUACAAAUCUGAAAUAUCUAUCUUGUUUCCAGUUCCAGAAAUUUAUGAGUAGUAGCAACUCUAGUUAUGUUAGACACAAAAUAAUGUUGUGAGAUAUUUUGUGUCAUAGAGCAAAAAUGUAUGUGCUUUCUUUUUAAAUUUUAUCAAGAGUGUUGCAUCUUCGUGUUAAUUCUAUGUAUUUUAUUGUUGAUGUUUGUAUUGAAUUUAUUGUAUUGGGUUCAUGAACAAAGUAAUUGGUCUGUUAUGUUGUAUUGUAUGGUCCUGUUGAUGAGAGGGAUCUUUGUCGGUUGAGAUGCAUGGUGCAUUGUGUGCACUUACUUUACAAAAAUUUAAUCAAGGAUUUACUAGUUAAAAUGUUACCAGUCUUUUUCAAUCAUUUUUAGUUUUCUUAGGCUCAAGUGACAAAUAGACACAGUACAAUUUCAAAGUAACAGAUAUCUAAUUAUUUCUCUCUGUCUGUUUCAUACGAAAAUCAAAGAUUUAUGCCAAAAGUGUGGUUCAAUUACUUCUCUACCGUAUCCGUGUGUUUAUGACAAAUCUGUUAAGUUUCUCCUAGUCCUGUUUGGAGUACAUAGUUCUCCACUCAAAUCAAUCAUCAAUUGUUGCCCAGGUCUUAGAAAUAGACCCCCCUUCUUGAGAAAAAACAAAACAUUAUGUAUUUGCUGCCUUAAGUGAAGGUGUGACUUGUAAGUUGAGUAUUAUUUCAUAACUUAGUAGGAGUCAACUUUGCUAUGGUUUUUCUUAUCUGGUAUGAGGACUCUAUCCUCCUUUUAUUUUCAGGUGUUGGGUGGAACGUGUUAUGAAUCUCAUAAAAUUGGACCUGAUAGAGUUGAUUGUAUUCAAGUUAAGUGGCUGCUUGAUAUGAAAUGAAUGGAAAAAAUAACAGUUUUUUACUGUACAGCGAGGUCAUUUAAUUUCUUACUCUCACAUUGUAAUGUACUCCCACUGAAAUAUAUGCAUCCUCAUGUACCCCUUAUUUUCCUGUUUAACCAUAUCAGCAUGUCUGGCGUUUAUCCCCGACAUGCAUAUUUUUAUAUUAUUGAGUGUUAUGCAGCUAUGAAUAUUAACAUUUAAAGUUAACUUUCAGAAACAGGCCAGAAGGCUCAUAGUCAUCAGAAUGCAUUUUUGAAAACGCCAAAACAUUUCUGCGCCUUUAUGUAUUUAUUGUGGAAACUUGCGUGUGGUGGAGCAACAUGAAUCAGCUAUGGACCAACAAUACAUUUAAGUAUAAAAAUUUUGGUGUUCACUAAACCUACUGUUCAACUAAUGUGCAAGACCAGAAACCACUGUUACUUACUUGGUACUAAAGCAACUGCCAAAAUAAAAUCCAAAUUUCAUACUGUUAUACAGUAGUAAGUGAUAUUGAAUCAAGGGAAAAAAAUUGCUUUCAUUCUUGUGUGUUCUUAGUAUUUCAAUUAUUCCCUUCACAAUUCUAAUGAAUAUGUACAUAGUUUAUGAUGUGUGUUACCAUAUAUUUAAUUAUUACAGGUUGCAUAUUAAUCUUGAAAAUAAUUGCAUUUGUGCUGUUAUCAAGAAUUAAUUCCCAAAUCAUUAUUGUUUUUUCUUCUAUUUACAAAAAAAAAAGAAGUAUAAUAUAAGCAUUGAAAGAUAGGAAAUGAAAGGGGAAAAAUGAUCUAGUUUUGGGUGCCUCAGUUGGCUGUGGAAGUAUUUGAUGUUGUACGUUGGUUUGCCCGUUUGCCCAAUCUAAUGCAGUGUGGGUGCAGGUGCUCUAUCACGCUUAUGUCCCGAUUUUUAAGUGCCCUCCCUUGUAGAGACUAGCAAUUUGAAUCUCCCUGUCUAUGUUUGAUGGAAAAAUGAACUAUAAGUUACAAUAGUGCACUCCCAAAUUUGGAAAAUCGUUUUUAUUUCAAGCUUAUGAAAAUUUUUAUGACAGAUGACCGUUUGUUCAUGGUAUCACCAAAAAUUGGCAGGGCUUACCUUAGUAUUAAGAUGAUUUGGUGCAAAAGGAAGGUUGUAGGAAACAACUAGGAAUUGAUAUGGAGUGGAGUUCCAGGGCUCAAUGAAUCAUUUACUGAUAAAAUGUGUAUUUUUGUAUGCUUAUCUAUGAAUGGUUAGAACAUUAUACGAGAUUAGCUAUUUAUUUUAUGUGUGCAACAAGUUGCUGGAUGUAAGGCUCCAAACCAAAGUUACUUUGCCAUAUUCUAGGAAUGUGUGUGAAUAAUCACCCCUGGUAAGUUAUGAGUUGCAGAAAACAGAGGCUGUGUGAGGCAUAAUGCUCCAAUAUUUCUAGAACUGUUCAUUUUGUUGGUAUUUCAUUUCUGCCACAUUUUUAGUUAUUGACUAGCUUUAUAUACUUUAAGUUUAAUUAAAUAUUAUUAUGAUAGGAGUUUGAUAUGGUGUUACAGUAGCAGGCUAGUAAAAUAGUGGGACUGAAAGUUUAUUUUUAUCAGUAUGCAUUUUCCCCACAUAAAAUACAAACAACAAACCUAUUGCUGUGGUUUUUGAACCAAGAAUAAGAUGUGAUAGAUGGUCCUCAUCAGUACAAAAGCAGUUGACUCUCUGUUUUACAGAAACAUGGCCCAUCCAAUAGUCAUGUGUGAAAUAGUGAAGACCAUUAAUGCACCAUUACUCUAAGUCAAGAUCUCUUUUCAUGUUAGCUGUUUGUGCCGCAAAGGAAGUAUGUAGGGCCUUCUUCUGGGAGUAUCUAUGACUUCAUUUAGUCAUACAACUUUUUCAUUGUUUUUAUUUUCUUUUAAAUACAGGCAACCUUGGAGGCUUUUCUGUUAUUUGAGAUUGGGUCACUAAUUUUAAUUUUGGGUAUCUUUGUGAGCAUGUUGAUCAUGUAGACCCAACUUGUCACAUAAUAUUAACAUAUUGUUACGAACUGGUUCAAAAGUAUUUUUGAUUUGGUGAUUGUGUAACUAUGUCGUCCAUCUGCUUGUUUGAUUCUUUUUUUUUUUUUUCAAUCUUUAGGCACAGGUUGUGCACCUGUCUAUCUGUGCAAAAUUUUUCUUAUAUAUACUGUAUGGUGUGAACACAGUCAAUUAAGUGAAUAAAGUUGAUACUGAAGA